ACGGCCCACUCCGUGGCGUAGGGUGUCGUGCCUCUCUCGAUUGGUCAAUACGCCAUCUGUGUGGGAAAUUCGAAAGACGUUGGGUGGAGUGCAUUUCCUGUUUUGCCAUACUAUGUUUUAAGAAAAGACCCGCUAAAAGUAGAGACGUAUUUGAACAGUUUUCUAUCUCCUCGCUAAAAUGCCGACAACAUUGAGGCCAAAUGCGAAUGAAAGUCACGACACGCCAGUAGAGGAGUUUGAGUUGAAUCUCGAUUCUUACGUCCACGUCGAACUUGAAACUGAAGAUGGCAACGAAAUUCGUAUCGGAAAUGAAUCUUUCGGUUUAAAUCAAGGCAUAAGUCAGAAAGAUAGUGGCCAAGAAGAUCACGAUGAAGUAGAUGAUGGCGAUUCAGACCACUUGAACAGCACAGACAAAUCUGGGACCCGGUUACAGAGAGCUGAAAGACGUUGUCGCGGUGAUGUCACUCUCCCUGACACAUUCCAAACAAACCAGCUUCUCUACUAUGAGCGAUUUAAGGCCUACCAGGACUAUAUGCUUGGUGACUGUAAGACAUCAGAGGUCAGAGCCUUCAUAUCAGACUAUCUGGAAAAGGCAGUAGAGCCAUGUGACUGGCAGGCCCUAUGGUCCACCGAUGUCUUUGAUGUUCUUGUUGAGGUGCAUGCUGUAGAUUGCAAGGAGCUGAAAGCAUGUGUUCAGCUCGCGCUACCUAUCCAGUGUGAGACCCAUGGAUGUGAUCUGAAUGAGGAGUCCAUGAGAGUGCUGCUAGAAGCCACACAACACAAGGUGCCUCUACAGGAACUCCAGUUGGUGUUUGAAGAUUCAGGGGACUUGGACCAGACAGCCCUGGCCAUUGAACACCUUAGAUUUUUCUAUCAGCAUAUUUGGAGAAUCUGGGACGAUGAAGAUGAAGAUGAUGAUUUUGAUUACUUUGUUCGCUGCGUGGAGCCUCGUCUCAGACUCUACUUUGACGUCCUGGAGGACCGUGUUCCAGCAGGACUGGUGGCAGAGUACCACUCCCUGUUGGCCCGCUGCUCAGAGUUAUUCCAGGAGUUCUCCUCACUCCGCAACGACCUCACCUGCGACUCAGAUUGUGAGCUGGACAAUGUGUCGAUGGUGGAGGGUGUCAAGCUGUAUGACCAGCUGGAGAUACUGAAGCGCAAGCUCUGCAUCAUUGAAAACCCGCUUUUACGGUAUGUGCUUGGGUACAAGGGGAAUGCACGCCAGCAUUGUGUCGAGGCAAAAGGUUCCAGGGCAUCCGGGGGAAGGGUCAUCCAUGUUGUCACAGCAUCCACUUCAGCCAGUCAACUCCAGUCCCUCCUGAAUGACAAGUUGCUGCACCUGUGCUCUGCCGACGACACUGAAAUACAGUUCCACAGUGACCCAGUGUUGGCAGUAGAUGCAUGCUUCCAGGGCGAUGCUGUUUUGAUACUCCCGGGACAUUACUCUGUAACCAGUUCCCUGUUACUGCCUGAUUCCAUAACCAUAGAAGGAUUUGGCCUUCCUGAUGAAGUGGUGAUCGAGAAAAAGAACAAGGGUGACACUUUUGUUGAAACCACUGGAGCUGCUAUCAAAAUUUCCAAUGUGAAAUUCAUCCAGCACGACGCAAUCGAAGGCAUUCUCUGUGUGCGUCAGGGGAAGCUGGAGAUGGAGAACUGUGUGCUGCAGUGUGAAACAACGGGGGUGAUUGUACGAACCUCUGCCCAUCUUAUCAUGAAUUUGUGCGACCUCUAUGGCUCCAAGGGGGCUGGCAUAGAGAUCUAUCCUGGCAGUGUAUGCAGCAUUACUGGGAAUGGAAUCCAUCACUGCAAAGAAGGAGUCCUCAUUAAGGACUUUGCUGACGAACUAGAUGUGAUGCCCCGUAUCAUCAUGGAAAACAAUGUGAUUCAUAAUAAUGAGGGCUAUGGAAUAAUCCUAGUCAAACCUACCAAUCGGCUGCAAGAAGGUAAUGGCAGUGUACCACUGGAGACCGCAAUGGACAACCUUGCUGAAAAGGACCAUGGGAGUGAGGUGGCCCAUGAAAAAUUGCACCAGCCACAAGAGAAUCCAAAAGCCCAUGCAAAUCCUCCACCAGAAGAGGUUCAUGGACCCCUCUCCACUGAUGGCCUUGUCUCACCAGCAGCCUCUGCCCUGGCGACCCCUAGAGCGGCCUCCAUGAACGGUCUCGGCGUGCAGCAUCAUAUUCUGGGUGAGACACCCGAGCCGGCCACCACAACCUCAACUAAAAAGUGGCAGCUUUGUCGCCAGUUGAGCAGAAACAAAGACGCGGGCACUACGCACACAGACAUGGGGCUUCUGGAGCAGAAAAUGUUUGUCUCGAUUCAAGGCAACCAGUUCAAACGCAACGGCAUGGGGGACUUUGGCACUUUUCUCUACUAAUGGACAUUGAUAGACACAAAUGUAUGUUGUCUCAUUUGUGAGACCGAUGACAGCUUCUCAAGGACCGUAAUUAAUGCUGAAUACUUUUUUAGAGAUUUUAUCACAGCCAUCUAAUACACUUUAAAAUGAAUCAAGUAAAGCUUUUCUUUCCCUUUGUCACCAGUAUGUAUCACUCAUGUGAAAAUAUUUUGGACUUGCCCUAUUUAACAGUUUUCUUGUGUUUUAUUAUAAGCUUUACAGCUGUUUUGAAAGCAUUUCCGUUUUAUUUUAUUGGAAUUUCAAAUUCUUAAGAUAUUAUUGAAUCAACUACCAUUAGUUUGUUAACUGUGGAAAUAAAAUGUUAUCACUAAAUACUUAGUAUUUAGCAUUUGUCGUGUGUGUGGGUGAGAAAUUACCACGGAUGGAAUUAAAGUAAAUUGUCUGGGUUC
Messenger RNA from Gadus morhua (Atlantic cod), 2805 nucleotides. It is a transcript of the gene shcbp1, whose product is annotated as SHC SH2-domain binding protein 1. Gene Ontology annotation, biological process: fibroblast growth factor receptor signaling pathway. The coding region runs from base 179 to 2377 and encodes 732 amino acids. The transcript is spliced from 13 exons. The record is from RefSeq and is a predicted model, not a curated record. Lineage: Eukaryota; Metazoa; Chordata; Actinopteri; Gadiformes; Gadidae.